Molecule: messenger RNA, 2013 nt
Organism: Psylliodes chrysocephalus
Lineage: Eukaryota; Metazoa; Arthropoda; Insecta; Coleoptera; Chrysomelidae
Source: the annotation of a GenBank genome assembly
AAUAACCUAUAAUCGCUAGUCAAUUUUUUGUACUUAACCUCUUUAGCUUAUCAAAAAAAUUCUCGUGUCUGAAUCCAGAAUCAUUUAGUAACAGGACUUUAUGAACUCGAAAGUGUGUCACUGGGUUUGUUUUCAAUGUCAGGGUCGAAAGGUCAUUUAACUCAACAUUUUCAGUCAUAAGAAGUGAAAAUUCAAUUUGACGACACGAUACGAUACUCAGUAAUCCCCACACUCAUCCGCAUUUAUCAGCGGUUUGCCUCAAGCAGCCUCAUGCACCUCUCGAAGACUUCCAAGUGCCUGUGUAUUAUUGAGGAUGGUACGAGUGAAAGUUUUAAAUUCUUAUUCAGUUACAUACCAACAUUUAUGGUUUAGUGGCACCGAUAUAUGUAGAAAUAUUUGAAAAUAGGAAUUAGAUAAAAUAAAAUGGGUUUAGAGAUGAAGUCUGAAUAUAAAUUUGAAAUAAUAUGCAAGAAUUUGUUAAGUGGAGGUGUAGCAGGUAUGUUGUCAAAAACGACAGUGGCUCCGCUAGAUAGAGUUAAAAUUCUCUUACAGGCGCACAAUAAACACCACGAAAGUCACGGUGUCGUCAAAGGUUUGAGUCAUAUAAUCAAAAACGAAGGUCCGUUUGCUCUAUAUAAAGGAAAUGGAGCACAAAUGGUACGAAUUUUCCCGUACGCCGCCAUCCAGUUUACGUCGUUUGAAAUAUACAAAAGAUAUCUGGACGGGGUCUUCGGAGAAACGUCACACAUCGACAAAUUUCUAGCAGGAGCUGGUGCGGGUUUAACAUCGGUCACCAUGACAUACCCAUUGGAUACCAUAAGGGCACGACUAGCCUUUCAAAUAAGUGGCGAGCACGUGUACACCGGCAUAAUCCACACUGCGACGACGAUUUUCAAAGAAGAGGGCGGGAUCAAAGCGCUGUAUCGCGGCUUCACUCCUACCCUGAUGGGUAUGGUACCAUACGCCGGUCUAUCCUUCUUUUGCUUUGAAUAUCUGAAGUACGGCUGUAUGAAAUAUUUGGACUGGUUGACAUGUAACCGAUGCGAAACGAAUACGGGCGGACUGGUCUUGUCGGUGCCUGCGAAGCUGAUUUGCGGUGGUCUGGCUGGAGCUGUAGCGCAGAGUGUCAGUUAUCCGUUGGACGUGACCAGAAGGCGAAUGCAGCUGGCAAUGAUGAACCCGGAAACUCGCCAUUUCGCCGACGGCAUGUUCUCCACCUUAUCGAAAAUCUACAGCGACAACGGCGUCGUCAAGGGCUUAUACAGGGGCAUGUCCAUCAACUACAUGCGAGCCAUACCAAUGGUCGCGGUGUCAUUUUCCACCUACGAAACGUGCAAGCAACUCCUCCACUUGGACACCGGUCUUAAAGUUAGCGUCGGUUAAUUUUCGAAUCGGACAAUCGAUGCUUGCGAUCGAAUGCUAAAAGAAAAGGAAAAGGAAGAGAAAAAGGCAGCACCGAUUUCGUCUAAGUGACAGGAUAAACGAUAUGAAAAUUAUUAAUUUUUUUUAACGAUAUUUAAUAUUAAAAUACAAAAAAAAUAUACAACGAUAUUUCUAGUCUUCACAGUGGUUUUAAUGGAUUUUUUAAACGUUUUAACCUCUAUUAUGAAUGUUCUCUCAAGCACAUAGUCAAAUAAUUAUUUUUAACUGAAAAAAAAAAGAGUUGGGUAAAAUUGUGUAUGCCAAAACCUGAUUUUUUUUUUUUUAAUUUUAAGCACAUUUUAGGUAUUAACAUAUCACGGUUUUUAAGUGAGAUGUGUCUUUUAAGAUGUUACUUUUAGGUAACCAAACUACGUUUUUGACAGUCUUAGCAAUUUUUGGAAUCAUUUUUAUAAUUAGUUAGGUAGUCCAUUUUACUUUUGUUUUGUAAUUAAUUUUUUGACAUUUUUGUUUUUUUAUGAAAAAUGGAGGUACUUAUAGAUUAAUUGGUCUAAAACGACUGUAUAAAAGAGUAGGUUCCUAUUUUUCUACCUGUUACCAUUUUUUGUUUUAUGUAGUUUUUCUUUAGAGUAU